Eleginops maclovinus (Patagonian blennie) is the source of this 735-nucleotide messenger RNA. It is a transcript of the gene tmem238a, whose product is annotated as transmembrane protein 238a. The transcript is spliced from 3 exons. NCBI's taxonomy places the organism in Eukaryota, Metazoa, Chordata, Actinopteri, Perciformes, Eleginopidae. The record is from RefSeq and is a predicted model, not a curated record. The coding region runs from base 153 to 467 and encodes 104 amino acids.
GAGGGGCUGUGCCCAGGUAGGUGGAGUAAACGCGGAAACAAAGAAAAACUGCAGGAGAGAAACUUCGCAAAAGAACAAAAAGAGGAAGAUUUUAUGCAGCUCGAAAAACAGCUCUAACAUGUGAGUCCAAGUAGAAAUAUUGACGUUCCACUAUGGGCUUGUGUGACGGCCUCUCCCACUGUAAGCUGGCUCUGGCCUUUGCUGUGUUGAUGGAUUUACUGGGAGGAGCCGCUCUACUGGUGGGGGUCUUCGCUCCCCUGGAGAUCAAAGGACAGGACUUUGGAGACUUACUAGUCUAUACUGGAGCUCUGUUCGUGGUGAUGUCUCUGGCCGGAUGGGUGUUGUGGUACAGUGGGAACAUCGAGGGUCUCACAUCCAAGAAGGAGGUGGGACACAUAGGCAGUGCCGUCGACCGGCUCGCUCGCAACCUCAGCCGCAAGAUCCGUGUGUACAGACACCACCGCUGAGCCCCCAACAGGAAGUCUGGAUACUUUUCAGAUUAAAAGUCUGCUGCUGCCUCUGUUUGUCAGUGUUAAUAUGAGAUAGCAGUCACUGCAUCAAACUCUCAGUCUGUGUUACAAGCAUGUCAGAAACAUUUCAGUUAUAGAUCUGCACCAGCUGUGCUGUUACUGAUAUUGAUGGUGUAUGAUUAGUAUUUCUGUGUUUUUUAUAGUAUUUUAGAUUUGGAAAGCAGUUGAGCUUAUUGGAUCUCAAUAAACACUUUUUGAUACAUUA